Messenger RNA from Xenopus laevis (African clawed frog), 2554 nucleotides. RefSeq names its product cardiotrophin like cytokine factor 1 S homeolog (gene clcf1.S). Gene Ontology annotation, biological process: cell surface receptor signaling pathway via JAK-STAT; cell surface receptor signaling pathway; positive regulation of cell population proliferation. Bases 390 to 1139 code for a protein of 249 amino acids. The transcript has 2 exons. The record is from RefSeq and is a predicted model, not a curated record. Gene Ontology annotation, cellular component: extracellular region. NCBI's taxonomy places the organism in Eukaryota, Metazoa, Chordata, Amphibia, Anura, Pipidae. Gene Ontology annotation, molecular function: cytokine activity.
CUAAAUUGUCAUGAAUCAAACUAUGGAUGAAAGCAUAAGUCAGGAUACUUUCUUACUUUUUGUAACAUUUGAAAUGUUCCAUAAUAGCUUUAAAUUAUGUAGGAAUGAGUAGGAAUUAUGAGUAGGAAUGCAGUAGGUCAUAUUGACUAAAUGAAGGCUCAUGUUAUAAAAAGGAAAUUGCUUGUGGAUUAUAUUUCUCUUGUUUUUAUUCAUUACUAGUGUUGUACACACUACUGGUUCCAUAAGUAAAAUUGUCAGAUGUCCCAUGUCUGGCAUAAGGUAUUUAUGUUAAGUAACAUGUACUGCAUGAAUGUAGCAGGUGCAUCUCUAACUUGUAGCCAAUGGUAUGUUACUGACUGAAUUUUGUUGUCAGUGCACAAAUGUGACUGAUGUUUUCUAUUUCUUUCAUCCUUUUUCAUGUUUUCUUUUUUUCCCUUCCUCUGUACAAUUUCCUAUGGUUUAUCUUGAACUGUGGAACUAAAGGGGGCUCUUACAGAGUCCUUUAUGCCACUUUGGUAUCUCUCUUUCAUAUUGUCUCUAUCAAUGCUCUAAAUGUGACAGAUCCUCUUGCUCGUACAUCAAUUCAGAAAAGCUACGAUCUCACCAAAUACUUGGAACACCAGCUUCGCUCCUUGGCCGGACCAUACCUCAAUUAUCUUGGUCCUCCUUUCAAUGACCCAGACUUUAACCCACCACGUGCUGGGGGUACUGAGACAAUUCCAAGUGCUUCUGUUGACUUUCAUCUGUGGAGAAAUCUGAAUGAUGGACUCCGUUUAGCAGAGAAUCAUCGGGCAUACAGUUUGCUUCUCUGCUACCUACAAUCAAUUGAUGAAGAGGUAGUGCGCACUGAACUAAGGAGAAGCUUGGGCCAAUUUUGCACCAGCCUGCAGGGCCUUUUAGUGAGCAUUGCUGGAGUUAUGUCUUCCCUUGGCUAUCAACCCCCACAAGAACUAGUAACAUCCUAUCCUCCAAUAGCGAUGGGUUUUGGGAGAGGAAAUGACUUUUUGAGAAAAAUGGAGGACUUCUGGUUGCUAAAGGAACUGCAAAUUUGGCUCUGGAGGUCAGCCAAGGACUUCAACCGUCUCAAAAGAAAGGUUCCAGCUGUUGUGGCCUUCAGAAUGGAAUCACGUGAGCUGUGAUUUGGAUGAUAUGAGGAAGUUGACUCAUAUCGCUGAACUUAAUACAGCUAUAACCAAAAUGAGCAAGCCAUGAUCACCAACUUAAGGAAAACAAGAAAAAACCAUGAAGGGAGCAAUGUUAUCACAAAUAUGCAGUAGGGUUGUUUUAUUUAUGGGAAGAGCCUGUGUGGUCUUUUUAAAUUAAAAAAAGAUAUGGAAAAAGUAAAAAAAAAAAAGGGCAUUCUCAAUUAAGGCUCAGUAUGAAAUGUUGCCCAAAUGGCAAUGGCAUGUCAAGAGAACUACUAAAUAAAUGUCAACUGUAAAUAAGCCUACAGAAAGUAAAUUUCAAUAUUUUUGGAAAUAUAUGGGACUGAAUAAGAACAGGAACAGCUAAUUAUGACUAAGGACAGGCUACCAUUAAUGCUUAGGGCAGAUUAACUAUUUCCAGCCCUAUGCAUAUUAAAGGGGUAUUUCUCUUUUAAAUUAACUUAGUAUGAUAUAGAAUGUCCAAUUUUAAGCAACUUUUGAACUUCAUGCUCCAUUUGCCACUAAAAAUCUGUUGUGGAUAAAUAACCCUAACAGCCAAUGGAACUACAGUUGUGCAAGGCUACAAUUUUAUUAUUAUUGUUACUUUUUAAUUCCUAUAUUUCUAUUCAGGUGCUCUCCUAUUCAUCUUCAGUCUGUUAUUUAAUCACUGCCUGGUUACUAGGAUUAUAGUUGUUAAAAUUCCAACCUGGUGUGCUUCUGAACAAACAGCUAAAUAAUUCGAAAACCUUAGAAAAAUAAAUACCACAUGCAAAUCUCCCCUAAAUACUGGCAUCAUACUAAACAUUAUACUGCAAGUUAAUUUAAAUGUAAUCCAUACAUUUAAGUCAUAAGGGGUCAUUUACUUUGACCCUAGUCCAAAUGCAAGUGCACUAAGGGAUGCCAGGGCAAGCUCCUUAGUGCUCUUUUAAAAGGCACUUGCAUUGUGCAAAGCUGGAUAGUUCAACCCACUUGUGAAGUGGAGUCAUGCGAAUAUCUGGAGGAAAUGUCCAUGUGAUCAGCAUGUUGUUUCAAUACAGAAUUAAAAAGCAAUCUAAAAAUUGGGGGAAUUCAAAUAUGAUGUCUUAUUUAGCCCAUACAGGCAAAAUGGGCAAUAUUUCCAGUGCUACUGGGCUCUUUAUUAAGCAUUUAAAUAGGUCUGGCUGCACUUUUGCACCUGCUUGAUCUUACUGCCAUAAGUUAUGUCUGAAUGGCAUGUUAGUUUGGAGACAUUUACAUGUCAUCCCCUUUCCACCCCUCAUCAGCACUGUAUUUUGGCCCUGUGCCACACUAGGCAAUGGACCUCACUAUGCCCCCCUGUUGCGGAAGUGACGUUGUGCAUAUUUUUAAAGCUGCUACCUUAGGCAAAGGCCCUCAUGUGCCCUAGCCCUAGCUCUGUGAUCAGCAUGCUG